Oncorhynchus gorbuscha (pink salmon) is the source of this 1149-nucleotide messenger RNA. RefSeq lists its product as uncharacterized. Bases 290 to 694 code for a protein of 134 amino acids. Lineage: Eukaryota; Metazoa; Chordata; Actinopteri; Salmoniformes; Salmonidae. The record is from RefSeq and is a predicted model, not a curated record. The transcript is spliced from 2 exons.
GCUGGAGCACUCAGGAGCAGGACAAACACUACAUCCAGUAGAAGGAAUAGCUUAGAGAUUUUCAAACCAGACCAGGGAACCAGUACACACAGAAUAUUGUGCACUUGUAUGUGACUUACUUCUCUAGACAUCCCAAAAUCCUUCUACCUUUUGUGUUGUCAAGUAUCGUAAUCAGUGCAAACGACUUUAGGGUGAUCUCUUACAGACGUAGCGUGUCUAGCAGCCGUAAGCCCCUGUUGAGAGCCAGGGUUCGUCUGUUCUCCUGACCUGUAGGCAGUUAACGGAGGACAUGAAUAAGGUUCAGGGUGAGCUGAGUGAGCGAGAGCAGCAGAUGCUGCGUAUACGGAGAGACAGCGUCACGAAGGCCUUCCAGCUCUCCAAGAUGGAGAAGAUGCUAGCCGAGACCAGAGGAAAGCUGGACAAGAAGCCUGAGCCUGGUACGGAAAGUAAAGGACGGGACACCCGGGACGACAUGGUCCAGGACCUGGAGGAUAAGGUGCGUUUCACCAGGAGAGACAGGAGGAACUCCCUGCACCGCACCCAGCUGCUGGAGAGCCAGAUGAAGACUGUGAAGGGAGAACUGGUGGACACACUGGACCACCUGCAGGAGCUGCGAGACAGGCUGAGACGCUCACAGGCUAACGCAGAGCAGCGCAAAGUUGACAUGGAGAAACUGCAAGCAGGGAUGAGGUGAGCCAACAACCCCAAUGGUUCUGGCCCAAUGUGCAGGGGCAGAGGCUCCUUCAGUCUUCUCCUAUGCCCACAACCACUUGGUUCUUGGUACUUUGGCCUCCCUUGGUACCUGCUUCAUUCUUUUUCACCAAUGGGGCCAGAACACCUCAAUCUUGACGACAAAGCUGAAUCCUAAUACUUUUAAAAACUGUAACAAAUGUAUAUUGCCUCUUUACAGUUUGUAAUACUCCCAAAUCUUUGGAAAUACUUAUCUACUUUGUUUUUACUCCGUUUUCACUUCCCACGAUCUGCAUUUGUGACUUGGUUGUUGUUAGGGAUUGAUAAACACUUGUAUUAUGUUAGCUCCUAUUCACAGCACUGUAUUUCCUGUCCGUGUUGUGUGGAAACUCAGAGCCAGACCAGAAUGUCAAUUACCGAAUAAAAACUGUGCUACAAUCCAACGGGAAAGAAGCAAAA